Messenger RNA from Amphibalanus amphitrite, 2661 nucleotides. RefSeq names its product ADP-ribosylation factor-like protein 6-interacting protein 1 (gene Arl6IP1). NCBI's taxonomy places the organism in Eukaryota, Metazoa, Arthropoda, Thecostraca, Balanomorpha, Balanidae. The record is from RefSeq and is a predicted model, not a curated record. The transcript is spliced from 5 exons. The coding region runs from base 199 to 885 and encodes 228 amino acids.
AUCAAAAUUGUAAAAACUUUUGUAGUAUUCUUAACUUAAAUGAUGUAGAAUUUGUCAAACCUUAAAUGCUGCGAAUGUUUUUGUUUUUGUUUUGUUGUGAUGGUUGAUUGGAAAUUACGCUCUUUUAUCGUGCUUUUGGUGGUCGUCAUAAUAUCUUACAGGUGAAUAGGUGGUGGACAGUUAUCCAGCCAAACCAUCAUGAUCAGCAAGCGAAUGACCGAAAGCGGUGGCUCAGACUCUAUGAUGAAUAAUCUCAGCAAUCCCAGAGAUACCAUUAAGGAGAACGUGGCUCGCACUCGCAGGCUGCGGAGGGCCCUGGAAGACUGGCGUGAGCUGCUGGCGCCCCUGCAUGGUGUACUGGUGUGGCGUCACGAGUACCACCCGCCACUGCUGGCUGCUGUCGUCACCCUCAUCUUCCUUGUGGUUUGGUACCUGGAGCCGCCCCUGCUGACCCUGGUCGCCGUCCUCGGUGUUACGGCCACCACUGCCGACUAUCUGGUGCCGGCUCUGUGUCAGGCCCUGUUCCGGCCGCAGGAUUGGACCGCCAGCAACGAGAGGGAGUUUGAGCGGAUGUGUGAGCUACUGGCCGAUAUCUCCACUAGCAUGGAGUGCUGCUGGUUCCAACUCUCCGGCUGGAAACAAGAGAAGCCCAAACUCUACUUCAUCGGCAUGGUGGGCGUGCUUCUUCUCCUAGCCUGGCUGGGUAACAACAUCAACAACUUGUUCUUGGCCUACCUGCUAGCCCAGUGGAUCGUCAUGUAUCCGGGCCUGAGGCAGCGCGGACUCAUCAAGAAGUACAUGGCUGAGGCGAUUCUGUUCGUAACCAGUAAGAUUCGGCCGCAGAAACAGGUGGAGGGGGAUGGCACACGCGAGAAGGAAGAAUGAGCAGUGUGGCCGCACAGUGGCGCCAGAUAUAGAAACGCCGUGUGUAGUGCUGCCACCUACCAACCUGUGGCUGGGCUCAGUUUUGCUGCGCUACCCAUCUCACUGACGGCCUAUGAAAAUUUCGGAGUGAUUCCACCAAGCCGCCUGCAAUCAGGCAGGGCAUAGUGUAUCCACCUAGUCUCCUCGAAAUUUGAGGGCCCAGUUGGGCUACCAAAUGAUCUGUGUUUGGUUGAGGGAGUUCCAGGCACCUGCGGUCGAACAAGGUUCGGUGGUGCCAACUGCCAGGCCCGGGACCCGUAGUAGGACGGCACAGUGGCUCCACCUAGUUGGUUGAUGCCCGGGAAGGCGUCUUCGUGGCCCCAUUCCUCCCCAUGCAGCCUCAGGAGAGUUUCUUGGUGGUCUAUACCGGCGCCUGUGACUUUGGGAGUGGCGUAACUGGCCCCAUUUUCCCCGUUGGCUGGAAAGGCGCCAAGGUGGCUGUGCUGACAACCUGAGUUGACGGAUGAGCCUGUUCGUUACGAUGUGCUGACUUCCGACCCGCGAUGGACUUUGUUUGGUGCGAAGCGGAGUGCUUGCGACAAACUACCGUAUGCUUCGUUUUUGCUGGUGCCAGGAGCGCUUUUGGAUGGACCGACACCAGCACAGAGACUGGAGAAAGACGUUCUAGUCGACAAGAGUGAACUAUGCGGCACUUAGUCAGCUGGUGUUUCGCGAAUGUGUUGCGUUUCGUCGGUAGCUCAGAAAGCUUUAGUGAGUGGUAUGCGGAUGUAUGAUCGUUGAACCCAAUGUGUUUAUUCGUUGACUUGCGUUUGCUCACUGGUGUUAUCUUACUUAAGUUGAGAGUUUAAGAUGUCUACACUUCGUUUAGUUGGCUUUUCUUAAUGUCGAUGGGAGGUACCGCCGUAAUGUCAAGUGUCAUAUUUACACAACGCUUACAGUACACAUAACCGAACAACCAGGCCUGCUUUGAAUCUCUAAACAUCCGUAUGUGUGCCAGUUGCCACUUUAUCCAUCAGGCAUCAGCCGUAUCAAAAUCGGUGAAAUAUACCGCCUGAUGGCCCACGCCGGCCCUGUAUAUACGUCUGAAUCGGCUAGGGAGCUCUGCUGAGCUCAUGGCUCAGCUGAUUUGCAGUCACAUUGCCUAGCUCUUCAAGUAGUCAUACGGUCACUGGCUUGUGUUGUGUCAUGUCAACGGCUCGGUACGUAACGCAUGUCGAAAUUUGUAACAGAAUGAGCCCGCACCUAUCAGAUUGUGUUGCGUUCGAGACGAUUUCAGGAUCGGCGUGAGACACGAUGUUUGGAAAUGCCUUCUUAGACGCUGUCGGAUAUGUCGAGGAAGACGUUGAAGACUAUCUGAAACGGCGUACAAGCCUGUGGAAGACUGUCUUGGAGGCGCUGUAGAGAAGGCUAUACUUGAAGACGAGUGAGGGCAUCGGUCGGGCCAAAAUGACGACACUAAGCCAAGUGAACUAGUGUGGCGGCGCUCAUGCACAGGUCACGUGACUAUGGCCUGGCUAGCUUGCUUAUACUGUGGCAUGGUGGCGCUUAGGCUGUGGGAAUCACGUGACCGUUUGGCCUGGCUAGUGCAUGAACCAUGGUGAGGUCCGUGGGCACUGAGUCAUGUGUAUAUGCUUGCUGAUAAAUGAUAUUAUGUCAAUAGAAAGGCGCAGAAAAUGGGCAAAAGCAUGUGUUAAAUAUUGUGGUUGUGUAUUUCUUUGCACUGAUUUAAAUUAAUGUGUGAUUUGUUCAAGUCGCGAAUAAAUUAUUGUCACUGCA